This is a messenger RNA of Larimichthys crocea (large yellow croaker), 3650 nucleotides long. It is a transcript of the gene fbxo16, whose product is annotated as F-box protein 16. Lineage: Eukaryota; Metazoa; Chordata; Actinopteri; Sciaenidae. The transcript has 9 exons. Gene Ontology annotation, molecular function: protein binding. The record is from RefSeq and is a predicted model, not a curated record. Bases 228 to 1391 code for a protein of 387 amino acids.
CCCCACUGUGUGUGACAGGCUGUGACAGCCAGUCCAUGUAAGGAGAGUACACUCACACUGUUACCAUGGGAACAGGUAAACUGUGCACAGAGGAAGAAGAAGAAGAGAAGAAGAAUUGAGUGUACGGACACAAAGGCCAUUGGGAGUUUGCACAUAGACAGAGAGUGUUUAGAAGUUGGAUUUAUUUCCCUCUGCCAGCAGAGAAGGACUGAUGCUGUCACUGAAAGAUGCCACUUGCACCGAGGUCAUCCGUAAGCUGUGCUAAGAUGCAGACCACACUGAGCACCUGGACUCCUCUGAAUCACCCGCCGUCCAACAGCAAGGUGUUUGAAGAGAGGCGAAACCUUCUGGCAAAGUGGUUUGACAGGUGGUCUGACAGCCAGAGGAGGGCGGUGCUGCAGGACUUUGUGCUGAGCUGUUCCUCUGAGCAGCUGAUGUUCUUGAGCCUCAGUGUGAGCGGACGGCUCCCCCUGCAGGCCGCAGACUUUACCUGCCUGCUGCCCAGAGUCCUCUGCCUCUACCUCUUCUCCUUCCUGGACCCACGCAGCCUCUGCCGAUGUGCCCGGGUGAGCUGGCACUGGAGGAGUAUAGUGGAGCUGGAUCAGCUGUGGAUGCCAAAGUGUUUGAGGCUCGGUUGGUGCAUCAACUUCUCCCCUUCACCCUUCGAGCAGGGUGUGUGGAAGAGACACUAUAUCCAGACUGCACAGGAGCUGCGACUCACCUCACUGCAGACCGCCUCAUCCCAGCAGCAGUUUGUGGUUCCACAUGUAUCAGCCAUAAGCAGCAGAUAUGAAGAUCAGUCAGAAGUGGCCCCUUUCAGGCAGGAGCGCCCAGCGUCCAGCACCGUGCCGCUUGGCAGCACCUCCAGGAAGAAGCAACAGAGUGCACCGCCGCCAUGGAGAGGCUCUGACAGAAGUCCUAAAGACACACACCGCUUCAACUACUUGGACAACUUGAACCCCAAUGAACAAGCCCUCAAAGCUCAGAUGAACAUCAGAGCCUCCACCUGCCGCAGUAACACGUGGAAACCAGACGACGGCGGCAAGAAAAUGCUGUCGGAGGCGAAUUACAAACUACGCAAAGCCAAAUCGCUGAUGUUCCUCAGCUCCAACUGCACAGCCCAACAUCCUCCUCCUCCUCCUCCUCAUCAGACCCAUCCCCGACCCUUUUGGGCGGCUCCCACUCAUGACCACUCUGUCACCAAGGAGACCGCCAAGAGCAUGCUGUGCCUGGCACGGUGGAAUGCUGGGAUCCGUCCAGGGCCGGCGAGGUCAGCGGUGCCCCAGAUGAGUGCAGAGGCGCUCAGGGCGUCUCAGCGCUCACACAGGAGCGCUCCCAGUACACCACUGUUUGAGGUUCUACCCUGGACUGUGCCUGCUUCACACACAUGAUAUACAGUGAACUUCAGCACCCACAUCUGGAAGACAUCAGAACAACAACUUCAGGACAAGAUUCAGGGGUUCAGCUCUCUUCAAAGGGUGUAGUUUCAUAUAUUUUGUACAUAAUGCAUUUUAAAACUUCAAUAAAUAUAAUGUAAUGAUUAUGUAAACAUGGCACUGGGUGGAGAUAAGAAAAGACUAAUUGUGAUGAAAAUUUUACAUUUACAUGAAAUUAUUUUGACAUUGUGUGAUAAUCACUGCAGAAAUGACUAAAGGUCCUCAUCUUUUAUAACUUCAAAGAACUUCCCCAGAGCUUUACACUCAUAAUAAGAAACCACCGUAAGAAGGAAUUCACUCACAAACAAGAAUUGUGUUUUGUUUUUAAAAAGGAGACAGUAUUUUGCUUUAAAUAGUUAGUAGCCUUGUAGUUAUAAUAGGAAUAGAUCUUUAAUAUUUUAAAUAUAUAUUACGUUUUGUUCAAUAAUGAUGUCAAACUUUUAGACAUUUAAUAACUGCUUGUUUUUAAUAACUUUUUAACAGAUGGGGUUCCAUGUGGAGUUUUUAAACCACUAGCAAUGUUUGGAUUAGAGGGUCCCCGUUUUGUUUGUAUGUAUUCAAGGUCCCCACAUAGUCCUGCUGACAGGAAAAGCCAGCGACACUCCACAUAAACAAUACAAAACAAUACCUUUAAGUUUUAGAGUAAAUAAAGUAUGAGCGUCAGGUAUAUAGCAAAACAAAACAAUUCUUCUAUUUCAAGCUAGUACAUGCUGCGUAUCACAUAAAUAAGAGAGCCAAAGGAAACAUAGAUCUGUAUAAGAAAUGUACCACCUUUAUUAUCCAUUCCACACAUCCCAUUCAAUAUACAAUACAAAGCCAAAGCAAUUUAUAUAAACAGUGAGUCUGAACUCCAACAAUAUUAAACAAUAACUGUCAGUUUAAGACAAAAGAGAACAAACUGAUUUUGUCUCUGUAUUCAAAACAACAUUUUGGAUUCAACACGCAGUAGCAUAUCUUGGGCAAAGAGGGAAGCUUUGUGUACAUCAAUCAUGACAGAAGAUUUUUUUUUUUUUAAAUGAAAAAAUCCACUUCAGUCAGAUAUAAAAUAUCCGUAUCAUACGUACACCUCGCUCCAAGUCAGUUUUCACUUAUUGCAUAUAAAACAUUGCAUUCAAAGUAUGGCUCACACACACGUAUAUAUUACUAAAUACAAGAGGACCAAAAAUAAACAACAGACCUAAUGACUUGCAGACAUGUUAAUUUAAUGUUAAUGUGCUGAAUGUUAAUGUGUUAAUGUGUAUGAUUCAGUAUAUACAGUAUAUGGCUUAUGGAUGAAAAUAAAAGUAAUUCUGUAAUUGUUUUUUAUGGGUUUCACAGGUUAAGUCUUUAAAGCAAUGUUGUGCUCCAUGAUAAGCCACAGACAUUUCCAUAUUGUGAGAUCAUACGAUGUGAUGAUGGCGUGGUGUAGGCAGGUCAUAGUUAUUAUUGCAAUAUGUUAGAUGGUAAAAUUAGAGAAAUAUGCACCGUUUUUCCCCUGGAAAAGUAGAAGUGAAUGGGUUUGUUCCCGAAUUGAUCCAAAUAUUUUUUAGGUGCUUCCUUUAAAACACUUUUCCGUUGGCAUUCAGAGAUCACACUAAAAAUGCAGUGUACAACAGUUAAGGAUGAUGAGAUUGUCCGACCUCGUGAGCAGGUUAGUUUGAGUUUGUUAGGAGCUGCUGUUGCACACUGAGGAAAUGAACAACAAUCGGGAAUAUCCAUGUUAGUGGAUGGCAUCAGUAAUACAUGAGAGAUUCCCAUAUUGGACACAGAUCAAUGACAAAUAGAGAGGUGAAAAAGAAACCGGCAGAAGUUUGAAAGUCAUUAACUCUACAUCAGCAGUCCAAUUUAAGGCAAAUUUUGAGGUGUACGUUCUUUUAAUUCUAAGGCUACGAAACAAUCCUGGGCGUAGUUUGAUGUACAGAAAGCUCAAUGAACUCAAAUGUAGUUUUAAACAUGUCAAAAAUAUCAAAAUUUAUAUCUAAAAAAAUGAACCUGAACACAUUGGUCUCACCAGUGGAGACAAGGUGAAUAAUUCCUUUGACCCAUCUGGGAAUAGAUCCAGAGGGUUAAAGUGAAUUUAAAGAGAACGCAAACCUUUAAGGAAAAAGAUUAAAAGCUUUCUUUUGUUCAGUUAACAAAUACAUAUCAUUUAUUCAGAAUCAAAGAUUUUUUGGCCUUUCUUUUAGAGAAAUGCAUUUUCUGUUUUAAUACAAAAGCUGCAAAAAAAAAAAAAAA